UCUAGCUGAGGGUGGGAAGUGAGCAGGUUUUAGAGCAGUAUUUGAAAGCUAUCUUGUUUUGCAGACCUUCACGUUAAGUUGCUGAUAAACAGAAGGAUGAAGAUUGAUAUUCACAAUCAUAUUUUGCCAAAGGAAUGGCCCGACUUGAAGCAGAGAUAUGGUUACGAUGGCUUUGUCCAGCUGCACCAUCACUGCAAGGGUGAAGCAAAGAUGAUGAAGGACGGGAAGCUGUUCAGGGUGAUUCAGGAAAACUGCUGGGAUGCAAACGCUCGUAUCCAGGACAUGGAUAAGUACGGUGUUACCGUUCAGGCCCUGUCGACGGUUCCUGUGAUGUUCAGUUAUUGGGCUAAACCUCAUGACACUCUGGAUCUCUGUGUCCUUUUAAAUGACGAUUUGGCCCAGACGGUACGGCGUCACCCUAAGAGGUUUGUGGGCCUGGGCACGCUGCCCAUGCAAGCCCCCGACCUGGCAGUGCUGGAAAUGAGGCGCUGUGUGAAGGAGCUUGGGUUCCCCGGAGUGCAGAUCGGAUCACACAUCAACAAGUGGGACCUCAACGCCUCUGAACUCCUCCCCUUCUACGCUGCGGCAGAGGAGCUUGGCUGCUCCAUAUUUGUCCACCCGUGGGACAUGCAGACAGAUGGGAGGAUGGCUAAGUAUUGGCUACCCUGGCUGGUGGGCAUGCCGACUGAGACAACCAUGGCUAUUUGCUCGAUGAUAUUUGGAGGUAUCUUUGAGAGAUUUCCAAAACUGAAAGUCUGCUUUGCUCAUGGAGGGGGCUCGUUUCCUUUCACUGUCGGGAGAAUUGAACAUGGUCACAAAGUCCGCCCCGACCUGUGUGCAACUGACAACACAUUCAGUCCACGUAAAUACCUCGGCUCUUUCUACACCGACUCGUUGGUUCAUGAUCCAAUCUCCCUAAAGCUGCUCGUUGACGUUAUUGGAAAAGAUAAAGUGAUGCUGGGAACAGAUUAUCCUUUCCCACUUGGUGAGCUGCAACCCGGGUCACUCAUAGAGUCAAUGGACGAGUUUGAUGGAACACUGAAGGACAAGUUGCUCGCUGGAAAUGCGCUGGAGUUUCUGGGACUGAAAAGAGAACAGUUUGUUUAAAGUGCUACUGGACAGCACCAGAUCCAGAUGCCAGUGAUUGAUUGCAAAUUAAGCCUUCAUUUUUUUUUUUUUUUUUUAUAAUCUAUAAUGCAUGUUAGGAAUGUCUAAUAAAAGCAGUACUAUUUGUUAGUGUGCAGGAAAAAAAAAAGACUGCUCAAAAAACUUAAGGGAACACUUUAUUUUAAAUCUGAGAUUAAUAUCUACUCAGUUAAACUUCUUGAAUAUUGAUCUGGUCAGUUCAGUGCGGGGGGGGGUUCUUAAUCAGUGUCGGCUGUUUUGGUGUUGGUAAAAUUAACAGGUGCAACAUCGAGAUGACCCUAAUAGUUUUUUAGGUGGAGGUCAUAGACAUGUUUUAUCUCCAUUGUUUUUUUUUUUCUUUCUUCUUUUUUUCUUUUUGGCUGCUUCUCAGUAGUUUGCCAAUUGACCAGAGUUGGUGCCACUACUUUUAGCAUGAUACCUGGACCCUACAGAGGUUGCAAAGGCAGUGCAACUCCACCAGGACUGCACAUCAAUAUGUGCCAUUGCCA
Molecule: messenger RNA, 1634 nt
Organism: Fundulus heteroclitus (mummichog)
Lineage: Eukaryota; Metazoa; Chordata; Actinopteri; Cyprinodontiformes; Fundulidae
Gene: acmsd
Product: aminocarboxymuconate semialdehyde decarboxylase
Exons: 10
Coding region: 97-1107 (336 amino acids)
Biological process (GO): secondary metabolic process
Cellular component (GO): cytosol; cytoplasm
Molecular function (GO): carboxy-lyase activity; hydrolase activity
Source: RefSeq, a predicted model, not a curated record